Molecule: messenger RNA, 912 nt
Organism: Camelina sativa (false flax)
Lineage: Eukaryota; Viridiplantae; Streptophyta; Magnoliopsida; Brassicales; Brassicaceae
Product: cysteine proteinase inhibitor 6
Molecular function (GO): cysteine-type endopeptidase inhibitor activity
Source: RefSeq, a predicted model, not a curated record
GACAUGUCGACGACUGAGAAACGAAAAAUAUCUAAAAAUACAAAGCACCGACGCCCCAAAUAAAGGUGCGAAUAAUGAAAAGCCGUUUCUUCUUAAUCUUCUUCACCGUUGUCUCUCUCCCCUUCUUGUUCAUAUCCUCUCUGAUCGCCAGUGAUUUAGGCUUUUGUGACGACGACAUGGCUUUACUCGGCGGCGUUCGCGAUGUCCCUUCCAAUCAGAACAGUGGUGAGGUCGAGAGCCUCGCUCGUUUCGCUGUCGAUGAGCAUAACAAGAAAGAGAAUGCACUGCUUGAGUUUGCGAGAGUGGUGAAGGCGAAAGAACAAGUUGUAGCCGGAACACUGCAUCACCUGACUCUGGAGAUCCUCGAGGCAGGUGAGAAGAAGCUUUACGAAGCUAAAGUGUGGGUGAAGCCGUGGUUGAACUUCAAGGAGUUACAGGAGUUCAAGCCUGCCAGUAACAUUACUCCCUCUGAUCUUGGCUGCAAGAAAGAUGAGCAUGGAUCGGGAUCGAGGGAAGUUCCAGGAGAUGAUCCUGAAAUGCAGCACGUUGCUGAGCAUGCUGUCAAGACCAUCCAGCAGAGGUCUAACUCCUUGUUCCCCUACCAACUUCUGGAGGUUAUGCAUGCUAACGCUGAGGUAACUGGGGAGUCUGCUAAAUUCAACAUGCUUUUAAAGUUGAAGAGGGGGGACAAAGAGGAAAAGUUCAAGGUGGAAGUUCACAAGAACCAUGAAGGUGAUCUUCAUCUCAACCACAUGGAGCAACACCAUGACUAGUCCCUCUACUCUGUUUAUGUACUUCUACUCUGAGUGUUGUGUUGUGAACUUAACUCUGUAAGAUAUUUAAAAUUCUGAUGAUGUAAACCAUAAAACCUUAAAUAACAUAUCACGAGAAUAAAUUAGGAAGUUUCAUAAA